Molecule: messenger RNA, 2210 nt
Organism: Cimex lectularius (bed bug)
Lineage: Eukaryota; Metazoa; Arthropoda; Insecta; Hemiptera; Cimicidae
Gene: 5PtaseI
Product: type I inositol 1,4,5-trisphosphate 5-phosphatase
Exons: 13
Coding region: 233-1888 (551 amino acids)
Biological process (GO): phosphatidylinositol dephosphorylation
Molecular function (GO): inositol-polyphosphate 5-phosphatase activity
Source: RefSeq, a predicted model, not a curated record
GGCCGGGGGGCGUGGCCAAGGGGCCCGAGGGAGUCGGUCGUCGGAGUCAGAGCGCGAGCUGAACUUGUUACACGGGGAAGGUCGGUCGUCAUUGGGCCGUCGCCGUUUCUCUCCUGAGAGCUGCGUCUUUGGGUCUCGUCUGACGAAAGGGAGGAUGCGCCCCUGCCCCGGGAUUGUCGCCCUGACCGCCUGACCGCCCCGGCUCACCCUCUGGUCACAGAUUCCGGCGAAAAUGUCAGCCGCCAAAACGACCCCUUUCCUUCUCGUGACGGCCAACGUUGGCUCGAUAUUCGAAGACCCAUCUGUUAUGCUGAAAAUAUGGACAGAGGAAUUUUUAGCAACAGUGAGCAGGCUAGACCCAAAAUUCAUAGCCUUGCAUUGCCAGGAGGUCGGUGGGAAAAACUACGAGCUGAGCAUGCAGCAUGUUGAAUAUUUUGUAAAAUUGUUGAUGGAUAGUGAAGAGCUGAGGCUUUUUAACAAAGUCAGGAUUUACCUAGAUGAGGAUUAUUCAUCAGCGGAAACAUUCACAGCAUUAGGCAACUUUUAUUUUAUCCAUGAAUCCAUCGACGACGUUCUAAUAUGGGACUUCAAAGAGAUGUGUUUUAUGGCUGUGGAAGGUAAAGAGGUCUUCGCUGGAGAAAUAGAAACCGUCUCUACAAAAGAAAAAUCAAAAUUCCCUCAAGAUUUCUUCCCUGAGUGCAAGUGGUCAAGAAAAGGCUUCAUGAGGACAAGGUGGAAUUUGAACGGCACUGUCUUUGAUCUCAUCAACAUACACUUGUUUCACGAUGCUUCCAAUUUCAUUGCAGUUGAAGCUUAUCCUUCGGUUUAUUCAAAGACAAGACAAAGAGCACUUGAAUACACUCUAGACAGGUUUCAUAAUGAUGAGUUUGGAACAGCGCCAUUUUUUUUGUUUGGAGAUUUUAAUUUUAGGACUGAUACCAAAGCAGUAAUCAAGAAACUUUGCGAAGGGCUUCAAGAAGUGCACAAUACAGGUGACAAGAACAGGACUGUCGAAUAUAAGGAUGAUGAAAACUCCAUCGUCUUUACACUGGGCAAGAAGGAAUUCCGGCACAACAACCACCAGGCCAUGUUCCUUGAUCAACUUUGGCUGAAAGAGUUUGACAAGGAAAUGGACGACUUUUGCACCCAGCUGUAUGAGUUUCCGAUCCACUUUCCGCCAAGUUAUCCUUUCAUUGAGGAUUCAACAACAGUGUCAGAUUAUAUGGAGACGAGGUGCCCCGCUUGGUGCGACCGUGUUCUCUUGAGCCAGACGGCAAGGCCACUUGUUCAUGGUGAUGGAGAGAGCAAUCUAGAAUAUGGAGUUAUUGGAAAGAGUUCGUGUAUGGGUGAUCACAAGCCAGUCUUCCUUAAAGGAGGAAUAGAGAACGGAGUCGGCCGGCUGUCUUGCUGUGAGUGUCACAAGCCUAAUUCUCCUGUUAGCUUUGAUUUGCAAUCACUCCCUGGGGAGAAUUUUGAUACUAAUGAAAAGAAAACUGAAAACAGUCAGCGGGCUUUGACUGAAAGAUUUGUCAUCAAGCGGGUCAACUCGGCGUCGGUUGUCGAGGUGAAGAUCGGUCUCGUGCGAGGAAACUGCUCUUCUGGCAACUGGAGAUCCCGGUCUGUCUCCGUGUCAGGGGGCAAACCGAUAUCCCGAGUUCGCCUCAUCUCCUCAGACGAUUUUCACAGUUCGUCCAACAGGCUCCAAAGCCACCAUAGCUCCUCGGAAGAGGAGUGGUUCCAGGAGGAGAAUGGCAUUCCGGACUCCUUAGACCCAAAUGUUUACAAUAUAAAAUCGGAUAGAAAUUCCAUUGAGGAGGAUAUUUUCAAAAUUAAUGAUAAAUCCUGCCAGCGGAAGAAAACGAGUAAAAAAUGCUGUCUUAUUAUAUAGAAAAUUGUUUUAAUCAGAAAUUUCUCAGUAUUAAUGCUGUUUUUUUUAUUGAUUUCAUUACACAAUUAUUUCAACAGUAUGUUAAUUAAAAAACAGAAAAAUAUACAUCAUUGUUUCAUUCCAGAAAAGUUUUAUAUAUUGAUUCGCGAUAAAAAAUUAACUUCAAAUUUGUUAAUUUUUUAUAUAGAAUCUCUGUGAUGUCAUUUAAAAAAAUAAGAUAUAUACAGAGUAGAUCUCAAUGUGGGGAUAAACGUACUUAUUAAUUGAAAGUACAAAAAUAGAUCUGUUUUAAAUAUUACACUUUUUAUUGUUAAAUUUGAAA